Ceratotherium simum simum (southern white rhinoceros) is the source of this 1849-nucleotide messenger RNA. It is a transcript of the gene RNF122, whose product is annotated as ring finger protein 122. The record is from RefSeq and is a predicted model, not a curated record. Lineage: Eukaryota; Metazoa; Chordata; Mammalia; Perissodactyla; Rhinocerotidae. Gene Ontology annotation, molecular function: ubiquitin protein ligase activity. Gene Ontology annotation, cellular component: nucleus. Gene Ontology annotation, biological process: ubiquitin-dependent protein catabolic process.
CGCAGCUCGUGUCAGUUUCGAAGUCUCCUGCCUCUCACCUUCGCGUCCUGGGACGUGAGCGCAGCCACCCGCCACGGCUUUUCCCUCCUCUGCGGGCCGAGAGCCUCUGCCGACAGGGCGCCCCGCAUCUCCCCCAGCGCGGGGGCCCUCCUGCAUUUCCUCUGUGCUGCUUUGAUCAGGGGGACUUUGGGUUUGUUUUCUCCUCUUUCCUCUUUGUUGCUCUAAAACCGGUCACGCCGAAGCCCCCCAUUCCGGAGGGAGUUCGACUUGUUGAGAAAGGCGGCUGCCGCGGACUGCACCGGCCCCUCCUGCGGACCCGCAAGCCGGUGCCCACCUUGCCCGCCUUACCCGCCGCCUGCGUUCGUUCGCCCGAGGAAGCCAGCCGAGAGGUCAUUGAUGCACCCAUUCCAGUGGUGUAACGGGUGUUUCUGCGGCCUGGGACUGGUUAGUACCAACAAGUCCUGCUCAAUGCCACCCAUCAGUUUCCAAGACCUUCCUCUCAACAUCUACAUGGUCAUCUUCGGCACAGGCAUCUUUAUCUUCAUGCUCAGCCUCAUCUUCUGCUGCUAUUUUAUCAGCAAACUCCGGAACCAGGCACAGAGUGAACGAUAUGGAUAUAAGGAGGUGGUGCUUAAAGGUGAUGCCAAGAAGUUACAGUUAUAUGGGCAGACCUGUGCAGUCUGUCUGGAAGACUUUAAGGGGAAGGACGAGCUAGGUGUGCUCCCGUGCCAACAUGCCUUUCACCGGAAGUGUCUGGUGAAGUGGCUAGAAGUACGCUGUGUCUGCCCUAUGUGUAACAAGCCGAUUGCUGGUCCCUCAGAGGCCGCCCAGAGCAUCGGGAUCCUAUUGGAUGAGCUGGUGUGAGUGCUGCCUCUACACCAAGGCCUGGAGAAGACCUCUUGCCUCGUGGGUGCCUGGUCCCUCUGCACAGCUGCAGUGAACAAGACUGUUGGGUGGUGAUGGUCAUGCUCACCUGAAGGGGAGGUAGUGCAGGGCUGGUCUCCCACCAUCAGGGUGAGACUGCCUUGCCCCACCUUUCUGCCUCCUGAAGCCUUGUUCCCUGCUACUCAGUACUGAUGGCAUCGCCCUUCAAGACCACUGUAUCCUGGUACUGGACUAUCUACCUGCCUUGUCCCUGCUCUGGGGAAAGAAAUCCACCUGUAUCUGGCCAAGAACUUGGAGCACACCCCUUGAGGGUUCCCCUUGCGAGGACAAGCUGCCCUGACCUAGAAGAGGGGAUGAGAUGGGCUCUGCCCCACCUGUGAACUCCCCUCCCCUCCCUGCUCUUUCCAUAGGAAGGUUAGAAGGGAAGGAAGGAAAGAUGGAGGAAUCAAGUGCCUCCAGUGGAAGUGAGGGAGGCUGUGUAGGAAACCAGGAAGAACAGGGAUGUAUAAAAGGAAAGUCAAUGUUUACAUGGGACCUAUUGAAACAAAGGCUGGCCGGCCGGCCCGCUGACGACAGGGUAAUGGAGGGCAGAUCCCCUCCCCCUGCUAGGAUCUGAGGUGCUUACUCUUUCCCUGUCUUCCUCAGCUAAUCUCAGAGCUUCCUACUCCAUGUUGGGGUUUAAGAGCCCCCCCUAGAAGAAGGGCUGUUCUACACUCAAGUGGAUUCCCAGGAGCAAAAGGGGCCUGGGGAUGGGGGUGUCUGAAGGUUAAGGUAGCAACAGAUACCUUCUUCCCCUUUGUAAAUAGUAUUUUUAUACUGCAUCCUCACCAUCUCAGGCUUUGUACAUGUGAUCCCCCGGCUGGAAGGGGUGGGGGUUUUCCGUUCCUCCCUGAAGUGGGUGAGGGUGGGAGAAAGGUAUGUAUUUAAAGAAAAUUAAAUUUAAUAACAAGUUUCUCUAACCUUU